AUGGAGGGAACUGAUGUUCUGUCAAGGACCUUUGAGUCUAAUGAGGUACUAACUCCCCUUCAAAUUCCUUCACGUCCAACUGUCUCACAAGACAGAUAUGAGAAGUUCAGGGACUCCUUUCAGUGGUGCAGACCAGAGAGGGCACAUGGAGCAAGCGCCCUGUUUGUACUGCCAGGGGGACACAAGGCGAAGGACGAGCCUCCCGGGGCAUUCGUUAAAGGCCAUCAACAUUAUGGUAGUGCUGUAGACCCCUGGCCAAGAGGCCUUCCCGUUGAACAAUACUAUUAUGUGACCCAGCAGAAAAAAAGCGAUGUGCGCAUGAACGAUGAGCUGCUUCAUAAGCCGCCAGAGAGUUUGGCUAAACCACUGUGCCUGCCGUUUCCCACCUCUCACCCCUACCAGACGCACAUCUCGAGGUACGCCAUGUUUCCAAACUUCCGAUCACCUGAGGAUCCAUACACUGGGGUUGAGGCAAGCCAGCAUCGGCCUCUUCAUCCCAACAUCCCUGCCAAAGCUUUUGAUGUGGUUGUUUUGGGGAAGACCAAAGGUAAUCCAUAUAGGCACGAAGUGGUCAGUAUUCCCUCUGACUCCCAGAAGGAGGCUGUGCACUGGCCGGGACAGCACACAUACUUUCAUGUUCCUAAGUUUGCUGAACAAAAGGAUCAAAGAUACUAUCCCAAGCCACCAAAGAUAGUGGCUCCUAAUCCCACUUUUGAAGACCUAGGACAUAACCUCUCUCCGAGAACAACCAAUAUGUUACGAAACAGUGAAAGGGCUCAGUGGAUCACAACGUAUAGUCGGGACUUCACAGGCAGAGGUCCUAUGAAUCCCUUUAACCUGGAUGACUAUGACAUGAAGGCACUUGACAGAUUAAUGCACGAACUAGAAAACGUGGAACUUAAAGAAACAUUUCUGCCUCAUCCUUCACAAGUGAGACCUCUCCAAGGACGCACCGCACGUUUACUUCAAGGUCGACGGCCCCAUGGAUCAGUCCUGCAGGAACCGCACGCCCGCCAUGUGCAGACGCCUCCGCCUUUACACAGUGCCCACGCCAUUUUACCCAGCUGCUCAGCCACAGCGCUGAGGAAAUUAAAAGCAACAGCCAGUCCGCAGUGGAAAGUGACAGAAAACACAGACCAGCAAUGGGAUGUGAAUCAAGAGCAGGCUGAUCUGCCUCGGGUAUGUUACCAGAAAGACAGCUAUCUGGAUGCAAGGCCACCUGCAAGCAAAUUUCAGAAAGUCAUUGACACACAGCAAACAGAAGAAUUAUACAGGAGGCAACUUGCAGGAAGGCCUGACCUUGAAUCAGGAUGUUCCCUUUCCUAUAAAGAUUUGAAGCUUCACCAUUUGGGACCACAUAGAGUAUGGAAUGACCCUAAUGACUGCCUACAUGUCCCCAGGCUACCACAGGAUGUGAAGAGUGAGGAAAGUGACACUUUCAUGCAUGAGCUUCAGCCUCAAGAAGCAAGCCACCCUCUAUGGAGAUCAGAGGACUGCACAAGCAAGACAGCACUGCCUGAGUGUAUCCCCAGCUACGAGGUUCCCCUGCAUCCGACCACACUGCUGGAGCUGCAGGAUUCUUUCUCCAAGUCAGCAGCACACAAACAUUUUCAUGAUUCUAUUAAAGGAGACACAAAAGAUCUCAGAGAUAACAUUGCUGAGGGGAGGAGACACAAAUUCUAUGGUUUCAAUUCUUUUUAUUUCUACAACUGA
Tinamus guttatus (white-throated tinamou) is the source of this 1713-nucleotide messenger RNA. The record is from RefSeq and is a predicted model, not a curated record. Lineage: Eukaryota; Metazoa; Chordata; Aves; Tinamiformes; Tinamidae.